Molecule: messenger RNA, 806 nt
Organism: Syngnathus acus (greater pipefish)
Lineage: Eukaryota; Metazoa; Chordata; Actinopteri; Syngnathiformes; Syngnathidae
Gene: noto
Product: notochord homeobox
Exons: 3
Coding region: 20-703 (227 amino acids)
Biological process (GO): neuron differentiation; regulation of DNA-templated transcription; central nervous system development
Molecular function (GO): DNA binding; DNA-binding transcription factor activity, RNA polymerase II-specific
Source: RefSeq, a predicted model, not a curated record
UGUUCAUCUCGUGGCAAGGAUGCAGAUUCCGAGCAGCAGAGCCACGGGAGCUUUCGGCGGAUACUCGGUGCGUAAUUACGCGCCGGCGCAGCCCAAGCCCAAGUCAUUCACCAUCGACGCGCUACUCGCCAAGCCAGACGAGUGCAACUCGGAGCGGGCGAGUCCGGGGCUCCCUUACCCGGCCGCACUGCACGUCGGCACCGGACUGACCUACGCGCCCUGCCCGUACAACAUGCUGCCCGCCGGCUAUUCCGCCGUCUACUGCUGCCCGCCGUUCCCCUACCAGGCGUCCUGUCGCGGUGCCUUUUACGCGCAAGCGGCGUCAAUGCCCAAGGUGCACGCGUUGAAAGCCAAGGGGGGCAAAUCCAAGCGCAUGCGCACCAGCUUCACCAGCGAGCAACUCUCCCGCCUGGAGAAGGAGUUCGCCCGGCAGCAGUACAUGGUCGGCUCCGAGAGGUUCCUGCUCGCCUCCGCCCUGCAGCUCACGGAAGCGCAGGUGAAAGUAUGGUUCCAGAACCGUCGCAUCAAAUGGCGCAAGCAGAGUCUGGAGCAGCAGCAGGCCAAGCUGGCCAAGCUGGGCCUAGCCACCACCACCCCGCCCAAAAGCCCCGGAUCUCAAGGCCACGCUGACGAAGAGGAGGAAGAAUUCUCUGACUCUGACGUGGAUGUGGAUGUGUCCGAUGAUGCCCACGAGCCUUGCUGAAAACCCCCCUCCCCCAAAAGACUCUUGUCCACAGAAGACGACCUAUUCCUAUUUAAUAGAAGUAUAGUUAUAUAUUUAAUUUUUCUACAUGCAUUGCUCUUUG